GAAGGAAUGAAUGAAUGAAUGAAUCAGAAAUCCAGUGGAAGUUGACCCUGGGGAAGUGCACUCAGGGGUAGGCUUUUACAUUUUUUUUAGUUUGUUUGUUUGUUCUUCAGUGCUUCUUCCUUUCCAUAAAUACAAACUCUCUCAUACAACCAAGCCCACCCAACAAUACAAUGCCUUUUUUCUCAGCUUCCCCACCACAACAAGACCCAUCUUCAGAGACAAAUGGGAUUGAAGAGCAUCUGUUGGUGGUAAACGAUGAAGAAGGAGGAGGAGGAUUGGAAGAAGAAGAAUCCAAGGUCAAAUUCCGGGUUCGGAAUCUGACCAAGUUAACUGAUGCUGGAACUCCCAUACUAAACAAGCUCAGCGUGGAUAUUCCAAAGGGUGUUAUCGUUGGGAUCAUAGGACCCAGCGGUAGCGGCAAGUCCACGUUUCUCAGGGCUCUCAACCGUCUUUGGGAACCAUCUCCGGAAACCGUGUUCUUGGACGGCCAUGAUAUCUGCCAUCUUGAUGUUCUCAGCCUCCGUCGCAAGGUUGGAAUGCUCUUUCAGAUCCCUGUUCUUUUCGAAGGCUCAGUUGCAGAUAAUAUACGAUAUGGACCUCAGCUAAGAGGUCACAAACUUAGUGACCAUGAGGUAUACAAGUUGCUUACCCUUGCAGACCUUGAUUCAUCUUUCUACAGCAAGAAUGGUAGCGAACUGUCUGUUGGUCAAGCCCAAAGAGUUGCACUUGCUAGGACUCUAGCUAAUGCACCAGAGGUUUUGCUGCUAGACGAGCCAACAAGUGCUUUGGAUCCAAUAUCUACAGAGAACAUAGAAGAUGUCAUAAUGAAGCUGAAGAAGAAGCAGGGAAUGACAACUAUAAUGGUUUCACACAGCAUCAAACAGAUACAGAGGAUUGCAGAUGUACUUUGCCUCCUCGUGAAUGGAGAGAUUGUUGAAGUUCUAAAACCUGAUAAACUUUCUGAAGCUACACAUCCCAUGGCACUACGGUUUCUUGAACUGAGUUCCUAAGAGUCCUCCUAUUUAUAUCUCUCUUUCGUUAUUUGUGGAGUAUAUGGUUUAAAUAAUUGUUGUACAUUAUGUUUGGCAUGUUGAGUUUUAGAAUGAGGUAAUGCUAAGACAUAUUGGCUCAUCCCCUAAA
Messenger RNA from Ziziphus jujuba (common jujube), 1140 nucleotides. Its product is annotated as ABC transporter I family member 17. Gene Ontology annotation, biological process: phosphate ion transmembrane transport. Bases 171 to 1010 code for a protein of 279 amino acids. Lineage: Eukaryota; Viridiplantae; Streptophyta; Magnoliopsida; Rosales; Rhamnaceae. The record is from RefSeq and is a predicted model, not a curated record. Gene Ontology annotation, cellular component: membrane. The transcript has 4 exons. Gene Ontology annotation, molecular function: phosphate transmembrane transporter activity; ATP hydrolysis activity; ATP binding.